AUGAAGAAGAACGCAUCCACCGCGCUGCGAGUCCGCUGGUCUGGAAGCAUAAGGGGUGGUAACAGUCCCAACUACGGGUCUCGCUUUUACUUCACGUUCAAUGGGGCACCUUGCACUUGGCCUGCGGGUAUCGAGGCCGUAGAUUGGACUGGGGCUAACAGAGAUUAUUAUCUACAUACUGAAUUCGAAGGACUUUGUAACAAUAUUCCUGCAGGACCUAUUCAGAUUGGUUUCAACGUGGGAACACUGCCGGGUAUAACACGGCAGCCGUACCUAGGGUGGCCAACUUCUGGAAACCCCAAAAUAACAGCCGAGGAAGUCGAUCUGGGGGAGAACAAAGGAAUGUGUCCCCACCACACUGUGUUUAAUGUAAAACAACAUACCUUUGCCACGGCGGACACAGCUAGUGGGAUAUACAGCGCUUCGGUAUUUAGUUACACCAAACUGGCUCCCGAUACAUCUCUCCGAGUACGUUGGUUUGGGGCCUUAGGUGCAAAAUCCCAAAGUCCAGCACCCGGAUGUCUGCGAUUUUAUUUUACCUUUAAUGGAGAAGAGUGUAAAGCUCCCACUCCGAUAGAUGGAGCCAUUGCAUGGCUCACAAAUCCCAUCAUCCGAACGCAGACGACUCAUUCAAUUGAAGGGAUUUGCCAAAAUCUAGGCCAAGGAGAUUAUGCAGUUGCUUUGAAUGUUGGACAAUGUCUAUUUGGCAGCCUCAACCAAAUGGAUCCGGACCCUCGCGUCAAUGACGUCUCCAGGAUUAUUGUGGAGGAAGUUAGACUUGGGAAGUCACAGUUUGCAGAUCUACCUAAAGCUGCUCAACAGGUGUUUAAUCUUCGUCACUGGAACUGGUACAACCUAAACUUCACAGGUCUGGGAGAAAUCAAGAGCAUGAUCUACCCCAAGAUGUCCUUCGACAGUGGCCUGAGGGUCAGUAUGACAGCCACAGUGAUGACCAGUCAGUACGUAUAG
Messenger RNA from Lingula anatina, 969 nucleotides. RefSeq names its product collagen triple helix repeat-containing protein 1. The record is from RefSeq and is a predicted model, not a curated record. NCBI's taxonomy places the organism in Eukaryota, Metazoa, Brachiopoda, Lingulata, Lingulida, Lingulidae.